Molecule: messenger RNA, 3052 nt
Organism: Neltuma alba
Lineage: Eukaryota; Viridiplantae; Streptophyta; Magnoliopsida; Fabales; Fabaceae
Product: disease resistance protein RPM1-like
Exons: 2
Coding region: 1-2850 (949 amino acids)
Biological process (GO): defense response to other organism
Molecular function (GO): ADP binding
Source: RefSeq, a predicted model, not a curated record
AUGGCAGAAAAAGCAGUGAAAUAUCUUCUCCAAAAGCUUGUGCCUUUAUUUGAAAGCGAGCUGAAAUUGUUCGGUUGGGUUGGAACAAACGAUGCGGGGCAUCAGAAAGAUAGAUUGGAACUUAUCAGAGCCUUGUUAAAGGAUCCAGAUGAAUUGGAAGACAGUGAUGAGGAACUCAAGAUUUGGGCCAGGCAAGUGAGAGAUGUUGUUCACAAGACUGAAGACCUUUUGGAUGAGUUAGAGCUUCUUCAGAGACAUAACCACUCAGAUGGGUUCUCUGUUUCUCUUAGCAAGAUUUCUUGCUGUAUCAGAAACAUGAAAGCUCGGUAUCGGAUUUCUUCUGAAUUAAAAGACAUGGACUGCCGAAUGAGAAAUAUUCUGUCAGGCCACCAGGGGUUCCUCAGUAGAUAUGAAGCUGCAGCACGUGCUUCAAAUUCUAUUUCUACAGUAAACACAUGGCAUGAUCAACGAGGGGAUGCUCUUCUCCUGGACAGCAACGAUCUAGUGGGCAUAGACAGACAAAAAAAUCAGUUCAUUGAGUGGUUGGUCAGAGGUUGUUCCAGCCGUGAAGUAAUAUCUGUGGCAGGAAUGGGAGGACUGGGGAAGACAACGCUCGUGAAAAAAGUAUAUGAUGAUCCAGAAGUGAAAAUACAUUUCAAAACCUGCGCCUGGGUUACUGUUUCUCACUCUUCUUGUACUGAGGAACUUCUUAAAGACACAGUCAAAAAGCUCUUUCAUGAAAUAAGACGGCCAGUUCCAGAAGGCUUGGAAAGCAUGAAGGGUGAUCAGUUGAAGGUGAUUAUCAAGAAGUUGCUGAAGAGAAGGAGAUACCUUGUGGUGUUUGAUGAUGUGUGGCACAUGUAUGAAUGGGAAGCUGUAAAAUAUGCAUUGCCUAACAACACUUGUGGCAGUAGAGUUAUGAUCACCACAAGAAAAACUGAUUUGGCUUCUAUCUCUAGCAUAGAAUCCAAAGGCAAGGUGUACAGCAUGCAACGCUUAUCAGAAGAUGAAGCUUGGGAUCUAUUUUGCAGGAAAACAUUUCCUGAUCAUUCAUGCCCCUCAUAUUUGGUGUGCAUAUGCAAGAGUAUCUUGAGAAAAUGUGAGGGUCUUCCCCUUGCAAUUGUGGCAGUCAGUGGCAUUUUGGCUACAAAAGACAGGCGAGCUAUAGAUGAGUGGGACAUGCUAUGCCGUUGCCUUGGAGCUGAAAUUCAAGGCAAUGACAAGCUUGAUAAUUUGAAGAAAGUACUCGGCCUCAGUUUCAGUGAUUUGCCUCACCAGUUGAAGCACUGUAUCUUGUACUUGAGCAUCUUUCCUGAGGCCUAUCUGAUUAAGCGGAUGAGAUUGAUUCGGUUAUGGAUGGCAGAAGGAUUCAUUGAAGCCAAAGAAGGAAGAACACUUGAAGAAGUUGCAGAGGAUUAUCUCAAGGAGCUGUUGAACAGAAACUUGAUACAAGUUGCAAAGACAACGUCAGGUGGAAGGGUAAAAACUCUCCGCAUCCAUGCCCUUCUGAGAGAAAUUCUCAUUUUGAAAUCAAAAGAUCAAAACUUUGCAGCCAUUAUCAAUGAGAAAAGUGCAGCAUGGCCCGAAAGGACUCGACGCCUUUCAGUGCAUAGUACAUUUCCAAAAGGGCAAAAUCAAAGGUCUGUGUCUCAACUUCGUUCCCUUUUCAUGUUUAGGGUUGCAGAGAAAUUCUCCCUACAUAAAUUGUUUCCUGGUGGUUUCAGACUGCUUAAUGUUCUAGAUUUUGAAAAAGCACCUUUGAAGAAGUUUCCGGUACAAAUUACUGAUCUGUAUCAUUUGAAAUAUCUAAGUUUAAGGAAAACAAAGGUAAAAACUAUUCCAAGCUCUAUAGGGAAGUUGCAGAACCUAGAAACAUUAGAUGUCAAAUACAAUUCUGUCACAGAAUUGCCGGCUGAUAUAACAAAGCUUCACAAACUUCGCCAUCUCCUGGUGUAUCAUUAUCAUACCAAAGUCAGAAGUUAUGCCCAUGCCAAAUGCGGUUUCAAAGCCCUCCAUGGAAUAGGAAAUCUCCAGUCACUACAAAAGCUUUGUUUCAUGGAGGUAGAUCAAUGCUGCAUCCCCCUAAUAAAGCAGCUGGAAGGACUAACUCAACUAAGGAGGCUAGGCAUCAUGAAGCUAAGAGAGGAAGACAGUAGGGCUUUUUGUUCAUCCAUUGAGAGGUUAACAAAUCUACGCGCACUCUCAGUAACUUCGGAGGGUGAGAAUAAGGCCAUUGAUCUCAGGUUCCUAUGCUCACCUCAUCCAUUUCUUCAACGAUUGUAUCUGUCAGGACACUUACAUGAGCUCCCAAUGUGGAUACCUUCACUUCACAGCCUGGUCAAGUUAAUUCUCAAAUGGAGCAAUUUAAAACAUGAUCCACUGGUGUAUCUACAGGAUUUGCCCAAUCUUGCACAUCUCGAACUACUUCAGGUUUAUGAUGGUGACACACUAUGUUUUGAGUCUGGAAAAUUCAAGAAGCUUAAGGUUUUAGGUCUUGACAAGUUUGAUGGACUAAGACAGGUGAAUGUGGAGAAAGAUGCAAUGCCUUGCCUGGAAAAGCUUAUAAUCCAGCGUUGUGAGCUGCUAAAGAAUGUGCCAUCGGGCAUACAACACUUGACUAAGCUGAAAACCCUUGAGUUUUUCGAUAUGCCUGAUGAACUGAUCAUGACAUUAUAUCCAGAUGAUAGGGGAGAAGAUUACUGGAAAGUUGCACACAUACCAGAAGUCUAUUUUACCUACUGGAGGGAUGGUGGUUGGGAUGUUUAUGCACUAGAGAGCUUCAAAGAGAGUUCCCCUCGUUCUGGUAUUGUAAUGAGAAGUCAUGAACAUCGCAAUCUAUGGAAAGUAUAAUUUCAGGUUGUGUCAUGUAAUAUUGUUAAGUCUCAUCAAACAAAGAUGUAUCUUUUAGUCCGCCUUCAUCUAAGAUUUAGGAAAAGACUUAUGGUAAAUAGUGUGAAGAAAAGUUACAGUCUAAUCAUAAUUCUGUGUGGAGUGUAAACGACUUGUAAUUUAAUCUUUGAAUAAAUCCCAUACUUUUUAUUAUUCUGAUUCU